Mycena indigotica is the source of this 1635-nucleotide messenger RNA. RefSeq lists its product as uncharacterized. Gene Ontology annotation, molecular function: metallopeptidase activity. The coding region runs from base 10 to 1635 and encodes 541 amino acids. NCBI's taxonomy places the organism in Eukaryota, Fungi, Basidiomycota, Agaricomycetes, Agaricales, Mycenaceae. The record is from RefSeq and is a predicted model, not a curated record. The transcript has 8 exons.
ACAAAUGCAAUGCAACCGACACGACGCUUAUGUAAACCUGCUUGUUUACAGACAUCCCGACACUCUUAUCGUCCUAUUCUCAUGCGGCUUGCCUUUCUGUCUGCUGCACUUGCACUUCCUGCUCUUUCUCGCCAACUGGCAGACUCGGGCAAAUGCGUGGCUGAACAUUAUACGGGGGACUUCAAUUCCGAACCCCAAACCACUCUUCGGCUACCCUCCGCCUCAGAAUCUGUGCCGAGUCCACCGCUCGAACUUUUACCUCUCGUCGUCUCCGGGCCCCCGUCAAAUAGAGUUGAUCUUGUAUUUUUCUCGGACGGAUAUCUUGUGGAGGAACGCGACAAGUUCAUUCGAGACGCUACGCGUCUCGCAAAUGACAUCUCCGGGAACCAAACUUUCAACACUGUUAAGCCUCUGAUGAACUUCUGGGGCGCAUUUACUCCCAGCAGAGAAAGCGGAGUUGGAGUUGGAGGAACACCAAAGGAUACAGUCUUUGGGUUAUAUCGGGACGGCACAGAGCUGAGAGGUGUUUACUACGCAGCGCCAGAGGUUGCAGAGGCAGCCUGCACAUCAUUGGGCACACAAUGUGACUACCCCAUUCUUAUGGGCAAUGAUCCACUGUAUGGCGGACUGGGCGGACGCUUCACAGUAAUUACUCCCUCUCUGGCCAAUGGCGCUUUGGUUCUCCGACACGAGCUAGGCCACUCUAUCAUCCAAGUGGGGGAAGAAUACGAUGGAGGGUUUGCCUACUUUGGUCCCAACGCCUACACCGAUCUCUCCGAGCCCAUUCCAUGGCAGCACUGGCUUACGGACCCUUCCAGUCCGCGGGUGGAGCGGUCUGUCAUGCCAAUGCAGGAAUACUCCUGGACGUUGUUAAACGCGAGUAAGCCGUGGUCAGUUACUUGGGAGUCAUCCGGGGCGUACUCAAACCACCUGGUCCGCUUCUCCCUCUCCGGCGUGCCGGAGAGAACCGAUCUUCUCGUCGAAUUGGAUGGCGCCGACCUUGGUUGGGUACCACGCCAGAAUAUUGGCAUAGAUAGAUGGCACUAUGAUGUUCAUCGCCCAGGAGGGCUGAGUGCGGGGCAACACACACUGUCUUUCACGUUGCUUAACGAUAAACGCCAACCCGUGGCGCAGAUAUGCAGCGCAGAGAUACUCGAAUUCGGCGAUGAAAGUGAAUUUGAAUCCACUUCCGGCCACUAUUCGCUCUAUCCGACAUUUUCGCUUGAUAACACGACCAGCUAUCGUCCCACCAACGAAGACUGUCUCAUGCGCCAAGUCACGACACCGAACUUUUGCAAAGCCUGUUUGGAGGGUCUCUGGUUGUCCCUUCUGCGGGAUGUCAGUUUAAUAGAUGGGAUUGAUGAAUCCAACUCGUCGGAUCCACACGAAACAACCCUUACACUUCGCCUUGUUCCAUUGGCGCAGUUCCGCGCCGAUGUCGUUGUAGGCCUUGCGGAGAGCUACACCGUCAUCUGGUCGCAAGACGGGAGAACGCUAGAAAAUCUGACUAACAAGACACAAGUGUCAGUGCCAGCUGGGACCUACACCGUUGAUGUGAAGUAUUCCACAAGCGAGGUCCGCUCGGAUCCAAAUAAUCUUCUUGCUUCGCAGGCCAACUACACAGUUGCUACUUAG